AUGGGUUGUGGAGGUUCAAAACCAAAACUUAAUUUACCUGAUUUAUCACUACAGCGUAACCCAGACUGGAAGUACAAUUCUUCUAUUAAAGUUGAAGGAAAUACAAUUCAACAAUUUAAAGACCAUGGAUGUACAUCAUGUUGUAUUGGUAAAAUUCCUAUUACCCAAAUCAAAGUAAAAAUUUUACCAAGUCAAGAAUAUUGUUUUGUUGGUCUUAUGGAAAAAACAGCAGCAGAUCAGGCAAGUGCAACGAGUAAUGGAAUAGUAAAUUUAAAAGGAGUGUACGGAUGUGGAAUGGCAGAAAAUGAUGUUGUUAUGAAUGGUCAAGUAACUCAUUAUAAGAGACCAGCACUACAAUCAGGAGAUUAUGUUGAAUUCAAGUAUACUAAAGAUCGGAUUUUCUUUAAAAUAGCAAAAGAUUGGGACUUGUUGUAUGUCGUUGGAGAAGGGAAAGAGUUUGUUUUUGUAUGCGAGGUCUGUCAUCUUUAUUCUAGAGUUGAAAUUAUUGAGUCUACAAAACUAGAAUUAACUCAAUCUGACCCACCAAAUAAUCAGCAAUGA
This is a messenger RNA of Entamoeba dispar SAW760, 561 nucleotides long. RefSeq lists its product as uncharacterized. The record is from RefSeq and is a predicted model, not a curated record. Lineage: Eukaryota; Evosea; Mastigamoebida; Endamoebidae. Bases 1 to 561 code for a protein of 186 amino acids. The transcript has 2 exons.